CGCGUCUCGCUGCCUGGAGCUUCCGCUCAUCACCUCCACACUCCAUUGCAACAUUCUCCGCACCUCAACAAACUAAUUGCCCCAAUCAAUUGCCUCUCGCCACCAUGAGUCUCAAGCGGAAGGCAGCAGAGGUCGCCGCAGACGCAGCAAAGAAGCCCAAGGUUAACGCGAGCAUCACGUCGUUCUUCGGCGCGCCCAAACCGAAGGCAGAUGCAGCCGCAAAGUUCGACAAAGACGCGUGGGUGGCGAAGCUUACCGACGAGCAGAAGGAGCUGCUAAAGCUGGAGAUCGACACGCUGCAUGAUAGCUGGCUGCCGCAUCUCAAAGAUGUCCUGACCAGCCCGACGUUUCUGGAGCUGAAGCGGUUCUUGAAGAAAGAGCUAGCGAGUGGGAAGACAGUGUACCCGCCCAUGAAGGACGUGUAUUCUUGGUCGCGUCACACGCCGCUCAACACCGUCAAGGCCGUCAUCACCGGUCAAGAUCCCUAUCACGGCCCCAAUCAAGCCCACGGGCUCUGCUUCUCCGUCCGCCCACCGACUAACGCCCCACCAUCCCUCCAGAACAUCUACAAGGCCCUCAAGAAAGACUACCCCGACUUCGAGGCUCCACCCAAUAAGGGCGGUCUGCUGACGCCAUGGGCGGACCGCGGCGUCCUGCUCCUCAAUACGUGCUUGACUGUCCGGGCCCGCGAAGCUAACUCGCACUCCGGCAAGGGCUGGGAGCUCCUGACUCAGAAGGUGAUCGACACCGUCGCGAAGGUGCGCACAACAGGCGUAGUGUUCUUGGCUUGGGGCAGCCCCGCGGCGCAGCGCGUCAAGGAUGUAAAUAAGGAGAAGCACCUCAUUCUGAGGAGUGUGCAUCCCAGUCCGCUUAGUGCGAGUAGGGGCUUUUUCGAUUGCGGACACUUCAAGAAGGCGAACGAGUGGUUGGUGCAGCGCUAUGGCAAGGGUUCGGAGAUCGAUUGGAACCUGAAUGUCGAUCCGGAGGAAGCGGGCGUCUAGGCGCAGGUGGAGAUUCCCAACGGACGUUCCGCAGCAAUCAGUCAUGCUUUCUGACACUCGUCGGCGAAUAUGGAAUUGCUUGGUCUGCGUUCUUGCUUGCUCAUACGGCAGCAAAAUCUGGUGUAAUUUCUGGGUAUAAUCGGCGUUGGUUAGGCGCACAGGGGUUUUGGGCGUCAAAGAAAAGCUAGCGAAAUGGCUAUCGGAUUAAUAAGUCGCUCAGUGCGAAAUGGAUACUCUCUCCGGCUUGCC
Molecule: messenger RNA, 1250 nt
Organism: Trematosphaeria pertusa
Lineage: Eukaryota; Fungi; Ascomycota; Dothideomycetes; Pleosporales; Trematosphaeriaceae
Product: uracil-DNA glycosylase
Exons: 3
Coding region: 105-1001 (298 amino acids)
Biological process (GO): base-excision repair, AP site formation via deaminated base removal; base-excision repair
Cellular component (GO): nucleus; mitochondrion
Molecular function (GO): uracil DNA N-glycosylase activity
Source: RefSeq, a predicted model, not a curated record